AUGUCCAGCGGAAAUUUGGAUUCUUGGCUUCACAUUGCAAAUCAUGAACGCAAUCGAAGAAGGUUGAGUCUUAUCCAGAGAUUGGAUAUUGCCAUUGAUAUUGCUAAUGCAUUAGAUUAUCUCCAUAAUCAUUGUGAAACGUCUAUUGUGCAUUGUGAUCUAAAGCCUAGCAAUGUAUUGCUUGACGAUGAUAUGGUGGCCCAUGUUGGAGACUUUGGGUUGGCCAGAUUCAUGUUGGAAGGAAAAAAUCAAUCCUCUUUCACUCAAACGAUGUCACUUGUGUUGAAAGGUUCAAUCGGAUACAUCGCACCAGAGUAUGGUACUGGUAGUAGAGUUUCCACGGAAGGAGAUAUCUUUAGUUUUGGUAUACUGCUGUUGGAAAUGAUUAUUGGAAGAAGGCCUACUGAUGACACAUUUGGUGAUGGUGUGGAUAUUCAUAUGUUCGCAGAAGUGGCAUUGCUUGAUGAUGCUUUGAACAUAGUCGACCCUUACCUGUUAUAUGAAGAAGUAUAG
Momordica charantia (bitter melon) is the source of this 513-nucleotide messenger RNA. The record is from RefSeq and is a predicted model, not a curated record. NCBI's taxonomy places the organism in Eukaryota, Viridiplantae, Streptophyta, Magnoliopsida, Cucurbitales, Cucurbitaceae.